Lampris incognitus (smalleye Pacific opah) is the source of this 1719-nucleotide messenger RNA. RefSeq names its product homeobox-containing protein 1-like. Gene Ontology annotation, molecular function: double-stranded telomeric DNA binding. NCBI's taxonomy places the organism in Eukaryota, Metazoa, Chordata, Actinopteri, Lampriformes, Lampridae. Gene Ontology annotation, cellular component: nucleus. The transcript is spliced from 10 exons. Bases 160 to 1719 code for a protein of 519 amino acids. The record is from RefSeq and is a predicted model, not a curated record. Gene Ontology annotation, biological process: positive regulation of DNA-templated transcription.
CAAAGGCAAAUCAGUCUCACUACCAAACCAAAUCCAAUUAGAAACGGAAAAGCAUUUGGGAAAAAACAGCGGUGACCGUUUGCCUUGGAAAUACAAGGGACCAAAUCUACACAACUGUUAAAUGCUGUUGGCCGGCGGUCACAGACGCAAACCUCAAGGAUGUCCCAGCAGUGUGAGGAGCCUCGUUUCACCAUCGAGCAGAUCGACCUGCUUCAGCGGUUGCGGCGGACAGGGAUGACCCAGGCGGAAAUCCUCCAUGCAUUAGACACCCUUGACCGCCUUGACAGGAAGCAUGAACACAAGUUCAGCCACAGGGCUUCACACCUGUCGCCACCCACGACUUCUUCCUCUUCCUCCAUCACCGUCACUGCUUCUUCGUCCACCACAUCUACAGCUACUCAGACCAAUUUCCCAGGAAGCAGACCCUCUUCAUCACUUAGUAACAACUAUGAAAACUCUCCACCCCUCCCACCAACAGCCACCAACCCAGUCGCCAUGGUGGCAGCUCCCCAGAAUGGUCUCGUUGCCAUCACAAAUGGAAAACUUUCACCUCCACGGUUUCCCGUUAGCAUGGUUGCAACUAACAUGGCUGCGCAAGGCUAUGUGUUUGAUACUAGUGAAGAAGACCUGGACAUUGAUGAUAAAGUGGAGGAAUUGAUGAGAAGGGACAGUGCUGUGAUAAAGGAGGAGAUCAAGUCCUUCCUGGGGAAUAGACGGAUAUCCCAGGCUGUGGUUGCUCAGGUAACAGGGAUCAGUCAGAGUCGGAUCUCCCACUGGCUCCUCCAGCAGGGAUCAGACCUCAGCGAGCAGAAAAAACGUGCUUUCUUCCGCUGGUACCAGCUGGAGAAGACCAACCCUGGUGCAACGCUAGCCAUGCGUGCUGCUCCAUUGGGUAUUGAUGACAUGGUGGAAUGGCACCAAGCCACACCCCCACUUAGCUCCACCCCCGGAGGGUUUCGUCUGCGCCGGGGGAGCAGGUUCACCUGGAGGAAGGAGUGUUUAGCUGUUAUGGAGAGCUAUUUCAGUGAUAACCAGUAUCCCGAUGAAGCAAAGAGAGAAGAGAUUGCUAACGCAUGCAAUGCUGUCAUCCAAAAACCAGGAAAGAAGCUGUCUGAUUUGGAGAAGGUCACAUCUCUGAAGGUCUAUAAUUGGUUUGCAAACCGCCGCAAAGAGAUCAAGAGGCGGGCGAACAUAGAAGCAGCCAUCUUGGAGAGCCAUGGCAUCGAGGUGGAGAGUCCAGGAGGACAGUCCAACAGCGAUGAGGUGGACGGAAACGACUUUCCUGACCAGGGCUGUGAGGUGUCCUUGUUUGACAAGAGAGCUGCAAGCAGAGCGUUUGGCCUCAGCAGAGUGGACCUGUCCUCUCCUACCCAGGUCCCCACCCUUCUACCCAGCUGGUUGGCUGCCUGGCCUGCCCUGGGCAGAGGGGGCGUGGCAGGACAGAGGGGCAACUCUCUUAUAGGCCGUUCCCUAGUGUCGGGGGCGGGAUCUCAGGCAGAAGGUCCCAGACUGACUGGUGUGUCCUGGUCUCCCCCCUCCCCCUCCCUCCAGGAAGAACCCACCAAUCACAACUCGCUGACCGAACCCCAGGACCCAAUCACAUUGGCUGUGGAGAUGGCAGCUGUCAAUCACAGCAUCCUGGCCCUAGCAAAUCAGGUGGGCGUAACUGGGGGCGGAGCAGGAGGUGACAUCAAGACAGAGGCACUGGAGGACGACUGA